AUGCAGUACUACAAGUCAUUCACUCUUCUCUCGUUUGCCUCAGUGGCAGUGGCUCAGCAAUGUACUCUGCAAUUUGACGGCAGAGUUGCAACCGGAACCGAGUCAGAAGCGUUCGAUGCUGAGAACAAUCUCUUCAGUCCUCAGAAUGUCUUUGGAGCUGGCUUGAGCUUCAGUAAAGUGUUGCAAUUGCCUAAUGAAGCCAGCUCGCCAUUCGACGGCAACGACAACGUUCCCCUUGAAGUCACAAUCAGCGAUCAGUCAAUCUUCAACAAGCAGACAGCUUUCCGUCGCGCUGAGCUCAUCCCAUCAUCCAACACGGGAACGGAUGAGUCGACGACUGGCAUCAAGACGUUGCAUUUCAGUCUCUCGAAAGAUGUCCAGCGUCCCCUUAAUCUCUCGCACGAGUAUCAGCUAGCUUUCCUGGAGAGUAAUGAUUUCAGCACAAAUCAAGUUGUGCUCAAGACCGGCACCAUCCUCGGCGGCGACGCAACGGUCGACCCAGAUACACUGCAACUCUUUGGCAAUGUCAACACCAAGCCGGCACCUACUGUUCUAUUCAGCACUCCCUUCGCGGAGAACACCAUUCAUAACUUUGCUGUGACCAUGGAUUUCACCGCAAACACGGUCCAGGUAUUCUACUCGACCGAUAACAACGACUUGGAGGCACAGGGGGAACCCCAGAUCAACGAUAUCAAGGGUCAAGGUCAAUACCACUUUGGUAUUUUGAAGAAGCCCGUCGGAGGUCAGGGCGAUAUCACCAAGAAUGGUUUUCAGCCGGACGGCAUCGAUGAGGGCAUUGUCUACAGCGGCAUCUUCCAGGAGGACAGCACCAACGGCUGCAUCAGCCUGGCUCCUUAA
Molecule: messenger RNA, 858 nt
Organism: Colletotrichum abscissum
Lineage: Eukaryota; Fungi; Ascomycota; Sordariomycetes; Glomerellales; Glomerellaceae
Exons: 3
Coding region: 1-858 (285 amino acids)
Source: RefSeq, a predicted model, not a curated record